AUGGAUGCCAGCAGCGUGUCAGUGCUGUGGUACAGGAGGUCGAAGCCCCUGGGGAAGGUGAGGCGGCGGGUUCAGGACCUCCGCAUCCCCUCCUCUUGCAGUGACGUCAUGGCCAGCAGACCCCCGUUGGACCUGAGCCACAACGAGAGCGCCCGGCUGGCCGUGGACUGCCUGCUCAGCCGGGGUCUGGAGGGGUACCGAGAGAUGCUGAGUGCAGAGGAAGAAGUGGACUUUCUCUCCGAGCUGGAGAAGAGUUACAUCCUGGAGAAUGGGAGAGAUGGACACACAGCUGAUCCUGGUGCCUGUGAUGACGGAGACGAGGUGGAGACCCUGUCUUCUGGCUCCCAGUCUCCCACAGCAUGUUCCUCUGAGGAUUCUACUGUGGUCGGUUUGGACCUGAGCCCCAAAGAUGUGAGGCGGACUGGUUCUGUGCUGGACGAGCCAAUCGCUGAGCUCUUCUUCCAGUCUGGCAGCCCAGCAGGCAGCAUGAAGGACCUGGUCCGAGGGUUCAUCAGGAAGGCUGCCAUGGCCCUGGCCAUAGUGAUGGACACCUUCAGUGACGUAGAGCUGCUCUGUGAUCUUCUGGAGGCCAGCAGGAAGAGGAAUGUGUCCGUCCACCUUCUGCUGGACCAUCUCAACUUGAACUUGUUCCUCAGCAUGUGGCAGGACCUCAAACUGGACAGCAAAAACUUCCCUGUGGGUUUCUUUCUCUACCUCUUUCCAUCCUCCUGUCUGUCUGAGCCUGAACGCAUUUACCAAAACUUUAAGCUGUCGGUCCGCAGUGUGGAGGGACAGACCUACUGUGCUAGGACAGGCAGGAAGCUGACAGGACAGGUUUCUGAGAGCUUCAUCAUCACUGACUGGAGCGAGGUGCUGACCGGCUCUUACAGUUUCUCCUGGCUGUCCUGGCAGGUCCAUCGUACUCUGGCUGUUCUUGUGAGGGGCAGCGCGGUCACACCUGUCCAUCAGGAGUUCCUCAGGCUGCAUUCCAGCUCCAAACCCAUCCCUGGCUUUAUCUCCUUUAUCACCGUGCCCCUCCUCCUCCCUCUUUACCGAACAUUACAGGCAUCUCAAAACGCUGAGCUGAAAUCCAGCCCGCCCACAGCACCAUGCCACAGUGCUCCUAAAGGGAAACCACAAAACCCUCACACCAAAGUAAAAACGCUGGUUUCAUGCAAUCCACAGAGCACAGAUUUGGAGUGCAGCAAGGCCACGUCUCAAAGGGCAGGUGAAGCCCCCCCCUUCUCAACAAACCAGGUCCCCUCCCAUACUGAACUGGAUACCCCAGAGCAGCACUGGAAGACCCUCACCUGUGGCCCCCCGCAACUCCCUCCUCACCACCUACAGGACAGACAGACCUGGGGGCUGGAGGACAUUUCACAGUGA
This is a messenger RNA of Trematomus bernacchii (emerald rockcod), 1386 nucleotides long. It is a transcript of the gene sack1a, whose product is annotated as protein FAM83A. Gene Ontology annotation, biological process: epidermal growth factor receptor signaling pathway. The coding region runs from base 1 to 1386 and encodes 461 amino acids. The transcript has 7 exons. Lineage: Eukaryota; Metazoa; Chordata; Actinopteri; Perciformes; Nototheniidae. The record is from RefSeq and is a predicted model, not a curated record.